Molecule: messenger RNA, 1269 nt
Organism: Angiostrongylus costaricensis
Lineage: Eukaryota; Metazoa; Nematoda; Chromadorea; Rhabditida; Metastrongylidae
Source: the annotation of a GenBank genome assembly
AUGUCAGGAGGGACAGUUAUGGACCACAUGACGUCUCUUCCUCAUCAGAACGACCAGAAUGUCAUCCGUCACUUGACGAACUUCGUGAAAACUCCGGUGUCGGGUGAUGCCGAUAUCAAGAAGAAAGAAGAGUCCAUAUUAGAACUGGGCAGUAUGCUUGCGAAGAAUAAACAAACUGAAGAACUUAGAAAAAUGAUUGAGCAAACUCGUCCGUUCUUGGUUUCACUGGGGAAAGCAAAAGCUGCGAAAUUAGUUCGGAAUCUGGUGGAUCUUUGUCUCAUGAUUGAUGACCAAGACGGGGACAUUAAGAUCGAAUUGGUACGUGAAUGCAUCCAGUGGGCCAUUGAUCAGAAUCGAACAUUUCUUCGUCAGACACUUGAAGCACGUUUGGUUCGGUUGUUCAACGAUCUUCAUCGAUAUACACAGGCUCUUCCACUUGCUGCUGAUCUUAUUCGUGAACUGAAGAAGCUGGAUGAUAAAGAUGUGCUGGUGGAAGUGGAAUUGGAAGAGAGCAAGGCGUUUUAUCAUCUUGGGAACAUCGGCAGAGCUCGAGCCUCGUUGACUGGAGCACGGACCACUGCAAAUGCCAUUUAUGUGCAACCGAGAAUGCAGGCGAGUGCUGCGCUCGAUCUGCAGUCAGGCAUCCUUCACGCAGCGGAUGAGAAGGACUUUAAAACUGCGUUUUCAUACUUUUAUGAAGCGUUCGAAGGUUACGAUUCGGUCGAUGAGAAGAGUCUUGCACUACUUUCACUGAAGUAUAUGCUUCUUUGCAAGGUAAUGUUGGACGUCCCAGACGACGUGAAUACGCUGCUAACGGGUAAACUCGCGUUGAAAUAUUCUGGAUCUGAUUUGCAAGCCAUGAGAGCUAUUGCUGCAGCUGCUAAAAAGAGAAGCCUUGCGGACUUCAAUACGGCAUUUGGUGCUUAUCCACAAGAGCUUCAAAUGGAUCCUGUUGUCCGCAAACACUUUAAUUCCCUUAGUGAACGAAUGCUCGAAAAAGAUUUGUGCCGUAUAAUUGAGCCAUAUUCAUGUGUGCAAAUCGACCACAUUGCUACAAGCAUAGGUAUUGAUCGCGAAAAGGUUGAGAAGAAGUUAUCACAAAUGAUUCUGGAUCGGAAGUUCAGCGGAUCACUGCAUCAAGACGAUGGGAUGCUAAUAGUUUACGAUUCAUCACCUCCAGAUGCCAUUUACGAAACUGCUUUGAAAACGAUUCAUGCUAUGGGUGAAGUAGUUGACGCGUUGUAUCAACGUGCCAGUAAAUUGCGGUAG